Drosophila arizonae is the source of this 448-nucleotide messenger RNA. RefSeq names its product cystatin-like protein. The record is from RefSeq and is a predicted model, not a curated record. NCBI's taxonomy places the organism in Eukaryota, Metazoa, Arthropoda, Insecta, Diptera, Drosophilidae. Gene Ontology annotation, molecular function: cysteine-type endopeptidase inhibitor activity.
AGCACCUUCUUGAAAAUGUUCAAUUCGAGCAUCUUUUAUCUCACACUCUUUGCUCUCGUAUGCUCGAUCCUAGCCCGGAGUCACCAUCUCAACGGAGCUCCCGGCGAACUGAGUGGCGUAGAGCUGAACAAGGCGGUUGAGAGUUUGCAGGCGACUCUGGCGAAGUUGGCGACUGUCGAUGGACCCAGCUAUACCGUUACCAAAGUGCUGAAGGUUACCAGACAACUCGUCGCUGGAUAUCUGGAGAAGUUCACCGUGGAGCUGACCAAAGAUGAUGUGACCCAGCAGUGCGUUGUCCAGAUCUGGACCCAAUUGUGGCUGAAGGAGAACGGCACGAACAUUAAAAUCAACUGCGAGGGCGAUGAUACUAAGGUUGACAAAACCUGGUAAAAAAUUUCAAUAAUGACAGCAUUGUAAAGACAUUUAAAUAAAGCUGCGAACAGCUUUU